Molecule: messenger RNA, 741 nt
Organism: Plenodomus lingam JN3
Lineage: Eukaryota; Fungi; Ascomycota; Dothideomycetes; Pleosporales; Leptosphaeriaceae
Source: RefSeq, a predicted model, not a curated record
AUGCAUGUGUCGUCUUUGCUCGCGGCUGCGGCUGUCAUUGCUCCUGCCUUGGCGCAGUUGUCAGGAAAAGUCGGUCCCUUGACUACACUGGCGGAAAAGGCGAAAAAGAAGUGUAGUGUGCUCGAUCACGGUGGCAAGGCGGACAAGUCGACUGAUCUUGCUCCUGCGCUGUUGGCUGCUUUCGCCGCUUGCAAGCACGGCGGCGUGGUUGUGAUUCCUCCUGGUGAUUAUGCGUUGCAGACUUGGGUUGACCUUGCGGGCGGAAAGAAGUGGGCACUGCAGUUGGAUGGAAUCAUUUAUCGUACCGGUUCGGCAUCUGGCCACAUGUUGCUCAUCCGGAACACACAUGAUUUCGAAAUGUUCAGCAGUACCGGCAAGGGUGCUAUCCAAGGUUAUGGAUUCGAAGAACACAAGAAGGGAAAUCGAAAGGGUGCUCGUCUCCUUCGAUUAGAGAAAAUAUCAGACUUGUCCGUACACGACUUCGUCCUGGUUGAUGCCCCAAUGUUCCAUUUCGUCAUGUACGGCGUGUCCAACGGUGAGGCGUACAACAUGGCCAUCCGAGGUGGAGACUGGGGCGGCCUAGAUGGCAUGAGCGUGAUAGGUGACAACGUCUGGGUUCACGACAUCAUGGUCACCAACAAAGACGAAUCGGCGGCUGCGCAAUCGGCUCCCUCUCCGCCCACACCGACAUCUCCACCGUCACCUACCGCAACAUCUACAGCUGGAAAUCCAACAAUAUGA